Molecule: messenger RNA, 1611 nt
Organism: Penicillium chermesinum
Lineage: Eukaryota; Fungi; Ascomycota; Eurotiomycetes; Eurotiales; Aspergillaceae
Product: MFS transporter
Exons: 5
Coding region: 1-1611 (536 amino acids)
Biological process (GO): transmembrane transport
Molecular function (GO): transmembrane transporter activity
Source: RefSeq, a predicted model, not a curated record
AUGGUAUUAACACGUCAGGAAAGAUCUCCCGUUGCAUUCGACAACAGUUUCCCCACGACUCAGCUAUUCUUACUUGCAAUAUGUCGCGUGGCCGAGCCAAUCGCCCUCACCUCUAUCUUCCCUUACUCGUGGGUGAUGGUCAAGGAUUUCCACAUGGCUAGUGGGGCAGAUGCCUCCUUCUACGCUGGGAUUUUGAUUUCCGCUUUUUCGCUUGCCGAGGCUAUCACCGGCAUGUUCUGGGGAAGUCUCUCCGAUCGCGUUGGUCGCAAACCCGUUCUGUUGUCCGGCUGUUUCGGUACCAUGCUCUCUCUGAUCAUGGUAGGCGUGGCUCCUAAUUUCUGGGUUGCGCUUCUAGGCCGUGCUCUCGGGGGCGCUCUGAACGGCAAUAUCGGCGUGAUCCAAACCAUGGUAGGAGAGCUAGUUAAAAGGCCCGAGCAUGAGCCUCGCGCAUAUGCCGUGAUGCCAUUCGUAUGGUCAAUCGGCACUAUCAUCGGACCUGCCAUUGGUGGCCUCCUGGCAAGACCAUCAGAUAGUUUGCCUACUGUGUUUCCUCGAGAUGGCCUAUUCGGACGCUUCCCUUACUUGCUUCCCAACUUGGUUUGCUCCUUUCUCCUUCUCUUGAGUAUCGUUGGGGGCUGGUUCUUCCUACAUGAAACACAUCCAGAUAUGCAAUCUGGUGACCACCAUCAGCGCUAUCUGGAUCAUCCUACGGUAGAGCAGCCUCUCCUUGCCACGUCUGGAGCGACCGCCAAUGCCGGCGUCGACCUCCGAGCCGAGUCUUACGGUACCUUUAAUCAAGUGAAUCUGUAUGAAGAAGAGCGCUGGGACGUUCAGAUGAACGGUGCUUAUCCCGUCUGGAAGCAAUCAGCGAAGCCCAAAGCCUUUACAUGGCAAAUUGUCAUGCUCGUGAUUGCUUUAUCAAUCUUUACAUAUCACUCUAUGACUUACGAUCAUCUUCUGCCAAUCUUUCUUCAAGACAAAAGCUCAUUUUCCAGCCCCUCCUCUCCAUUUGAUAUUCCUGGCGGUGUCGGUCUUUCUACUCGGACCGUGGGUGUUAUCAUGUCUACUGAUGGUAUCAUUGCACUGGUUAUACAGAGUCUUAUCUUCCCUGCUCUUGCUCAAUGGCUGGGUGUGUGGAAGCUAUUUCUUAUGGUGACCAUACUUCAUCCAGUCGCAUACUUUAUGGUCCCUUUCCUGGUGUUCCUCCCUCAGAACCUGGUCUACCUUGGGAUCUACGCGUGCCUGAUUGUCCGCAAUAUUCUCUCCAUUAUCGACUACCCAGUCCUCUUGAUCCUCAUCAAGCAAGCGAGUCCCUCUGACUCUGUGAUGGGUAAAAUAAAUGGUCUUGCCGCUUCUGCAGGGGCUGCUGCCCGAAACGGCUUCCUGUACAGCUCUGGUGCUGAUAUGGGAUGUACUGCUUUGGCUUGGUGGGGAAGUACACUGGUAGCUCUCAUCGGGGCAUUCCAGGUUUGUUUCAUCCAGCGGGACAAAUAUUCAUCGGCCACUGUGCAGUCUGCUAUGCCCUGCCAUUACUCCCCAAUCCCUGAGCAACCGAAAGAAACAGUUCAUAUCGUCGUGACGGACGAAGCUGGAGCUUCCGCAUCCGAGUGA